GGGGUUGAAAUUAUGGGAAUAGAGAAAGAUUAGUUAGGAAGAAAUGCAUAUAUUUAAUGCUAGUUCCUGAUUUUGUCUGUUUUAUCCAAUUUUCCAACCCAUUGCAAAGAAAAAUCUUAUAACUUGGUAGUAGCCCACAACAAAUUAAAACUGCAUUCAAAGAAGUACUGCAAGAAACCUCAUUGUAGCUAUCUCCCACAAGCAAUCCCUUAAUCUAAUUCAUAAUCAUUGUAAAGAAACCAAGAAAUUCAGUUAUAUUCACAUUCUUGGGUCAAACUCAAGAAUCUUUGAGACUUUGUGUUUUGGGCUCCCAAAAUACUGUACAGAAUGAGUGUGAUGGAAAAAGUUAGAAACUUGAUAGGAGGUGUUUAUUCAGUUGCUACCCCUUUUCACCCCUUUGGUGGUGCUGUUGAUGUCAUUGUUGUUCAACAACAAGAUGGGAGUUUUAGGAGUACGCCGUGGUAUGUUCGGUUUGGUAAAUUUCAAGGUGUUCUUAAAGGUGCCGAAAAGAUUGUUCGGAUAAAUGUUAAUGGGGUUGAAGCAAAUUUUCAUAUGUAUCUUGAUAAUUCCGGUGAGGCUUAUUUUGUAAAAGAAGUGGAUGACAAUGAAGUUGCUACUAACUCUGAUUCUACUGAUAAUAGACUUGAUGAAAUUAUAUCUGAUUCAGGGGUGCUUCAGUUGACAGAUGUAGAUCAUUCUUCAGUUUCGCCAAAAUUUCAAAAGUCAGAAUCUGAUCUUGAUCGGAGGUUUUAUGAUUUUCAAGAUGAUCAGCCCACAAUUGAAGGUUCAGCUGAUUUGUUGGAAUACGAGCGUAGUCAACAUGACAAUCUAGAUGGAGAGAAUCCGGGGGUGACCUUGGUUAGUGUUGACGGUCAUAAAUUUACAGUCCCUAUCUUAGAAUCAGAGCCAACUGAAGAAAAUUUGCAGUUGAAUAUUCCUCAAAUUCAUUUGGUUCCAGGUGAAGGGACUGAUUUCGAUGAAGGGAAUGAGGAGUUUGGUUCUGGCGAAAAUGUAUGCGCUGCUGAUUAUGUUAGUGGGAAGGAUGAUUCAACUGAUGUUCCAUCCAGUAUUUAUAGCUCUAAUAUCGAUAAUUGUACUUCCGAGGUUCAGCCGGAAGAUUGCCAAAGAAAAGAGGGGCCUAUUUGUCACACAGAGGAAACUGACACAGAAGAAGCCACAUCAUGUAUAAAGACGGAGAAUGUCUUCAAAAGUUGUUUAGACUUCCAUGAACUUGCUCAGCAGCAGGAUGAAAAUGACAAUUUACAAGAUAAAACGACGUCCUCGUUGGUGGAUCAAAAUUCAGCAAAGGAACCUAAUGAAAACUGUUCAAAUGUUGAUGAAAAUGAACAAGAAAACAUCAAACAAUCUAGACAUAUUGACGAGUUAUCUUCCCUUAGCGGGGCUACUUCUUCACACGACAGUAAUUCUCCAAAACUAAAAGUAGAACUUCAAGGGGUUGAUAAAGAUGCAUCAGUGGAAGUUGACACUGGUUCUGGCAGUCAUUCUGGUACUAAUGACGUGGAGGGGAAUGAUAAUCAACAAACCAUUGUACUUGAAAAUACUAGUGAGGAAGAUAUUGUAACGGCACCUCAGACAAUAACUUCCAAUGAGGAGGAUCAAAGGCAUUUUGGUUUGAGAUUUGAUAUCUCACUUUGUGGUCACAAACUUAAGGCGGGUAUGGGUUUUAUCGCAGCUGCUGAAGUGUUUGAAGCACAUCGAAUAUCGGCUGAGGAAUUUAGAGUCUCUGCACCAUCUAUAACUAAGAAUGAAAAUCUUAUUGUGAAGUUCAGAGAGAGCUAUCUACCGUGGGAAAAGGCCGCCCCUCUUGUUCUUGGAAUGGUAGCAUUUGAUUUAGACUUACCUGUUGGCCCUGAAGAUACAAUUCCUGUGGGACAGGAUGAUACGUUGAAGUCCAGCGUUGAUGAUCCUGGACCAUCUUCAUCGGGACAUAGGUGGAGAUUCUGGCCUCUUGCUUUUCGAAAAGUGAAGACCGCUGAGCACACUAGUAGUGAUGAAUCAAGUGAAGAUAUAUUUGUAGAUUCCGCAUCUGAUUUUUUCGGUUCUGUUGGUGAGCCAUCUCCAACCUCUGGUAGUCGUGAGUCUCCUCGCAAGCAAUUUGUAAGGACAAAUGUUCCCUCUAGUGAGAUGAUAGCAUCAUUGAAUCUCAAAGAUGGUCAAAAUAUGGUAACAUUCAGUUACUCUACAAGGGUUCUAGGAAAACAAAAGGUUGAUGCUCAUGUAUACUUAUGGAAGUGGAAUGCAAGAAUAGUAAUUUCAGAUGUGGAUGGAACUAUUACCAAAUCUGAUGUUUUGGGGCAGGUCAUGCCUUUAGUUGGAAAAGAUUGGAACCAGACUGGAGUGACAAGGCUUUUCUCUGCUAUUAAGGAAAAUGGAUACCAGCUACUGUUUUUGAGUGCCCGUGCUAUUGUCCAGGCUUAUCUAACCAGGAAGUUUUUGGUUAACCUGAAACAGGAUGGAAAAAACUUACCAAAAGGUCCUAUGGUUAUUUCACCUGAUGGAUUAUUUCCCUCUCUUUACCGAGAAAUAAUAAAAAGAGCUCCUCAUGAGUUCAAGAUUGCUUGUCUAGAGGAUAUCAAAAGACUUUUCCCUUCUGAUUAUAACCCUUUCUAUGCGGGGUUCGGUAAUAGAGACACAGAUGAACUUAGUUACAGUAAGAUAGGAAUUCCAAAGGGCAAAAUAUUUAUCAUUAACCCUAAGGGUGAGGUGGCAAUAAAUGAUCGUAAGAUCGAUGCAAAAUCUUAUACAUCACUACACACAUUAGUCAAUGACAUGUUCCCGCCUACGUCUUUGCUUGAACAGGAGGACUUCAACUCUUGGAAUUUUUGGAGGGUGCCUUUACCAGAUAUUGAUUAGUUCUAUGUUCAUUUCAGUUAGAGUUUUUACUAGGAUUCUUUGGCAGAGGGCUAUCCAAGAUGUUAACAGAAAUGCUAUAUUUUCGACCUACAUGACACAGUUGUGUUAUGCUUGUAAAAUGUAAAGUAACUUACUACACUGAAAUUCAUUAAUGACAUACAUACAAGUUUCUCAGGGGUUCA
Molecule: messenger RNA, 3056 nt
Organism: Trifolium pratense (red clover)
Lineage: Eukaryota; Viridiplantae; Streptophyta; Magnoliopsida; Fabales; Fabaceae
Product: phosphatidate phosphatase PAH1-like
Exons: 11
Coding region: 328-2874 (848 amino acids)
Molecular function (GO): phosphatidate phosphatase activity
Source: RefSeq, a predicted model, not a curated record